Molecule: messenger RNA, 1008 nt
Organism: Colletotrichum higginsianum IMI 349063
Lineage: Eukaryota; Fungi; Ascomycota; Sordariomycetes; Glomerellales; Glomerellaceae
Product: LysM domain-containing protein
Exons: 5
Coding region: 1-1008 (335 amino acids)
Source: RefSeq, a predicted model, not a curated record
AUGUGGAAGAUAGUUGCUUUAGCGGCCAGCUUGGUUUUAUUACCGGCCAGUCAGGCCCAGCAGUUCCCUUUGUUGCAAACUUCUUACGAGUCGUUCGAACUGACCCCAAAAUGCCUCGAGGCACUCGACACCGUAUUAGAUUGCUCUGUCCUGCUGAUGAGCCAUGUCAAGUCUGAAUCCCCUCGAGUUGACCUUCUCGACGUCAGUGGGAUUGAAGAGAUAUGCACCAAAAGCUGCAGAACCUCGCUGUCAGACUUGCGUACCAAGAUCCAGAACGACUGCGAUCCCAAGCACGACGUUUUUGACCACAACCUGGCGCUGUACCCAGCGACUUACAUUGUAGACCGUUACAUAUAUGUAUAUGACAUAUCGUGCUACAAACACAGGGACACAGGAAACGCGUGCGACUACGUGCUGAGUGAAUGGCGGAACGAUACUGAUUCGACGCCCCGCGAAUGUGACGACUGCAUCCUCGGGCCCAUGCAGCUAGAAGUCAACUCGCCCAUUGGCCACACUGAGGCCCGCGCCGGCGAGUUCAAGGCGGCUAUCUCCAGCUGCAGCGUCAAGGGCUACACCUACACAAGCCCGCCGCCGUAUGUCCAGAGCCAAACGUCCACCUCCCCCGAGUCCCCUACCGUGGUCCCCCAGGACUGGUCUGCGCGACGUAUGUCGUCCGAAUGUGCCACCACAUACCGUGUUCAGGAGGGCGACACGUGCGACAGCAUCGCCGUUGCACAAGAGGUGCCCAGCAGGGACCUCGUCGAAGCCAACCACAAGCUAGAUGGCUGGUGUGGUGGUCUCGAAGCCGGCAUGGACUUGUGCCUGCCUGCCAAGUGCAAAGUGCACCCCCUGAAGCCUGAAGACUCAUGCGAGUCGCUGCUGGAGGCUUAUGGCGCUGGACAGAAGAGCCUGGCCGAGUGGAACCCGAGGUUGUAUAUCCAAUGCGACAACUUGAAAGCCAUUACAGGCUACAUCUGCACCCCCGGUCAUCAGCAACAGGCCGCUUAA